This is a messenger RNA of Balearica regulorum gibbericeps (East African grey crowned-crane), 3694 nucleotides long. Lineage: Eukaryota; Metazoa; Chordata; Aves; Gruiformes; Gruidae. The record is from RefSeq and is a predicted model, not a curated record.
AAAAGAAGAUGCCUCUACCUUUUGGGUUAAAAUUGAAACGAACUCGACGUUACACAGUAUCCAGCAAGAGUUGCUUGGUGGCUCGUAUCCAGCUGCUCAACAAUGAAUUUGUGGAGUUCACGCUGUCGGUGGAAAGCACGGGCCAGGAAAGUCUGGAAGCAGUGGCCCAGAGGCUUGAAUUGCGGGAGAUUACAUAUUUCAGUCUGUGGUAUUAUAAUAAGCAGAAUCAGCGCAGAUGGGUAGAUUUGGACAAGCCUCUGAAAAAGCAGCUGGACAAAUAUGCCUUGGAGCCAACUGUGUAUUUUGGAGUAGUGUUCUAUGUGCCUACUGUUUCUCAGCUUCAGCAGGAGAUUACCAGGUAUCAGUAUUAUUUGCAAUUAAAGAAAGAUAUCUUGGAGGGCAACAUUCCUUGCACACUGGAACAAGCAAUACAUCUGGCUGGUUUAGCUGUUCAGGCUGAUUUUGGAGACUAUGAUCAGUAUGAAUCUCAGGAGUUUCUACAAAGAUUUGCUUUGUUUCCAGUGGGUUGGCUACAAGAAGAAAAAAUAUUGGAAGAAGCGACACAGAAAGUUGCCUUGCUACAUCAGAAGUACAGAGGCCUUACUCCUCCUGACGCAGAAAUGUUAUAUAUGCAAGAAGUAGAGAGAAUGGAAGGCUACGGUGAAGAGACCUAUCCUGCAAAGGACAGCCAAGGAAGUGACAUAUUCAUUGGAGCAUGUCUUGAUGGUAUCUUUGUGAAACACAAAAAUGGUCGUCCUCCUGUUGUAUUUAGGUGGCAUGAUAUUGCCAACAUGUCGCACAACAAAUCCUUUUUCGCAUUAGAGCUGGCAAACAAAGAAGAGACAAUCCAGUUCCAAACUGAAGAUAUGGAAACAGCAAAAUACGUGUGGAGGAUGUGUGUGGCUAGACACAAAUUUUACAGACUAAAUAAAUGCAGCCUACAAACCCAGCCCGUUACAGUAAACCCUGUUAGAAGGCGGUCUUCGUCCAGGAUGUCUAUGCCCAAGCCUCAGCCCUAUAUGAUGCCUCCACCACCUCAGCUGCAUUACAAUGGUCAUUACACAGAACCAUAUGCAUCCUCCCAAGAUAACCUCUUUGUGAGCAGUCAGAAUGGAUACUACUGUCACUCUCAGACUAGCUUGGAUAGAGCCCCUCAUGACUACAGUGGUCGGAUCCGCAAUGGUAGUGUCUAUAGUGCACAUAGCACAAACUCCUUGAACAAUCCACAACAUUACUUGCAGCCGUCCCCCAUGUCCUCUAACCCAAGCAUUACUGGAAGCGAUGUCCUCAGAACUGAUUAUGUCCCAUCACAUAGACACAGUGCACUAAUACCACCUUCUUACCGUCCCACGCCAGACUAUGAAACUGUGAUGAGACAGCUCAACAGGGGAAUGGUGCACACAGAUAGGCAGAGUCAUUCAAUGAGAAAUCUUAACAUCGGCAAUUCAUAUGCUUACAGCAGGCCUGAUGCCUUAGUUUACAGUCAACCUGAAAUACGAGAACAUGCUCACUUCACUUCCCCACAAUCUAACCAUUAUCCAUUUAACCUGAACUACAGUUUUCAUAGCCAAUCCCCCUAUCCCUAUCCUGCCGAAAAGCGCCCAGUGGUUGGGGCAGUCAGUGUGCCUGAGUUGACAAAUGUGCAGCUCCAAGCUCAGGACUAUCCAGCACCAAAUAUAAUGAAGACCCAAGUCUAUCGACCGCCUCCCCCAUACCCGUACCCAAGACCUGCAAAUAGUACUCCAGACCUUUCACGACAUAUCUACAUUAGCAGCAGCAAUCCAGAUCUUAUCACAAGGCGAGUGCACCAUUCUGUCCAGACAUUUCAGGAAGACAGUCUGCCCGUAGCACAUUCUCUUCAGGAAGUCAGUGAACCUCUAACAUCGGCACGCCGUGCUCAGCUGCAGAAAAGGAACAGUAUUGAAAUAGCAGGCUUGACUCCCAGCUUUGAAGGAAUAAGAAUUAAAGAGAGGACCAUGUCAGCUUCUGCAGCAGAUGUGGCUCUUCCAAGAGUUAUCUCAGAAGGGUCACAGCCCAAUAUUCUGAUGGAGAGAACAAAGCAGAAAGAAAGUGAACAAGAAGAAAGUGUGAACUGUGAUCAUAAGAAAACCCUUUCAGAUGCCACUAUGCUGAUACACAGUAGUGAGGAAGAAGAAGAAUUUGAAGAAGAAAACAAGGCUAGUACAAGUCUUUCUCCUCUCCCUGAAGAUCAAACCCAACUUUCAUCCAUUAUGGGUGGUUAUUCUCAUGAUUCAGUAUUGAACUACCCUUAUAGCUCUGUUGCUUCAUCUGCUGGCCCCUUGCAUAUUCUUGAGCCUAAAUUACAUAUUACAGAGACGGAAAAGAGAAUGAAAGAUAUGAGCCCCAUUCAUUUACUAGUAGAAAGCCAGGUACAGAGAAGAGGGGAAGGACUGCUUACUCCGUCUAUGUCGGAAUCUGAUCUUACAACAUCAGGGAGAUACAGAGUAAGGAAAGAUUCCAUAAAGAAGAGACCUGUGUCCGAUCUUUUGUCUGGGAAGAAGAAUAUUGUGGAAGGCCUUCCCCCGCUAGGUGGUAUGAAAAAGAACAAAAAUGAUGCAAAAAAAAUAGGGCCUCUAAAGCUAGCUGCCCUAAAUGGACUAGCUUUGACUAGAAUGCCUCUGCCAGAUGAGGGAAAGGAAGAAUCAACAAGAGCAACAAAUGACGAACGGUGUAAAGUUCUGGAACAACGGUUAGAGCAGGGGAUGGUAUUUACUGAAUAUGAGCGCAUUCAGAAAAAAAGACUUAUAGAUGGUGAGUGCUCAAUAGCUCGGCUUCCUGAAAAUGCUGAAAGAAACCGGUUCCAGGACGUCCUUCCUUAUGAUAAUACCAGAGUAGAGCUAGUCCCAACCAAAGAAAAUAACACGGGUUACAUCAAUGCAUCUCAUAUCAAGAUCUCUGUUGGUGGCAUAGAGUGGGAUUACAUUGCUACACAGGGCCCUUUGCAGAAUACAUGUCAGGAUUUCUGGCAGAUGAUCUGGGAACAGGGGAUUGCCAUCAUAGCUAUGGUGACGGCAGAGGAAGAAAGUGGGCGAGAAAAAAGCUUCAGAUACUGGCCACGACUUGGUUCAAGACACAACACUGUAACAUAUGGAAGAUUUAAGAUUACCACACGAUUCCGUACUGACUCAGGCUGCUAUGCAACUACUGGUUUGAAGAUUAAACAUCUUCUCACAGGACAGGAGAGAACAGUUUGGCAUCUGCAGUAUACUGACUGGCCAGAGCAUGGCUGUCCAGAGGAUUUAAAGGGAUUUCUCUCAUACUUGGAAGAGAUACAGUCAGUGCGGCGCCAUACGAACAGCACCGCGGAUCCUAAAAACACUAAUCCUCCUGUACUGGUACAUUGCAGUGCAGGCGUAGGACGGACAGGAGUGGUCAUACUGUCAGAGAUCAUGAUCGCUUGCUUGGAACACAACGAGAUGCUGGACAUCCCAAGAGUGCUGGACAUGUUGAGGCAGCAGAGAAUGAUGAUGGUGCAGACUCUUUCGCAGUACACUUUCGUCUAUGGAGUUCUCAUUCAGUUUCUCAAAAGUUCUAGACUUAUAUAAUCCCUGCCAUUUCCUAAGGGACAUGGCAAAAGUUUACAUAAAGAAAAUUGCAGUUGUCUAGGCAGACCUGCUCUCACUGGUGGUUUCUUCAUAUGAUGAAUCACACAGUUAACUUUUAGGGCUGGUAU